This is a messenger RNA of Alternaria conjuncta, 1041 nucleotides long. RefSeq lists its product as uncharacterized. Lineage: Eukaryota; Fungi; Ascomycota; Dothideomycetes; Pleosporales; Pleosporaceae. The coding region runs from base 1 to 1041 and encodes 346 amino acids. The record is from RefSeq and is a predicted model, not a curated record. Gene Ontology annotation, cellular component: cytoplasm. The transcript has 2 exons.
AUGCCUGAACUUGUCGGAAAGACUGUAGGUCCUGUUGGCUACGGCCUCAUGGGCCUGACAUGGCGGAAGAACCCACCACCAGCCGAACAGAGCUACGAAGCCAUGCGCACAGCACUCUCACUCGGCGCGAACAACUGGAACGGCGGCGAGCUCUACGGAUCGCCGGAGCGCAACUCUCUACACCUGCUCAACGAGUAUUUCACCAAGUACCCUGGCGACGCAGAGAAGGUCGUUUUGUCUAUCAAGGGUGGUCUCAAGAAGGGUGAGAUGGCGCCCGAUGGCAGUCGGGAGAACGUCAGGCGUAGCAUCGACGAGUGCUUGAAGGUGCUGGAUGGUAAGAAGAGCCUCGAUCUGUUCGAGUGCGCCAGAGUCGACCCCAAGACACCCAUCGCAGACACUGUCGGCUACAUCGCAGAGUAUGUCAAGGAAGGCAAGCUCGGCGGCAUCAGCUUGUCAGAGGUUGGCGCGCAGUCCAUCCGCAAGGCGCAUGCCGUGCACCCCAUCUCGGCCGUGGAGGUCGAGUUCUCGCUCUGGGCGACUGACAUUCUGGAGAAUGGUGUCGCGGCGACAUGCGCAGAGCUCGGUAUCCCUAUCGUCGCGUACUCUCCUCUUGGACGCGGGUUCCUGGUAAGCGCGACUCUUCUCAAUCAACGACCUACAGCUAAUGCAUUGCAGACUGGCAAGUACAAGAAGUACAGCGACAUCGAGCCCGACUCCAUGCUUCAGCAUAUGCCCAGGUUCCAGCCUGACGUAUUUGACGAGAACAUCAAGCUACUCCACGCUGUCGAGGACAUGGCGAAGGCCAAAGGAGCCACACCAGCUCAGAUUGCCAUCGGCUGGGUUCUCGCGCAGAGCGGUGCCAAGGGUAUGCCUACUAUCAUCCCAAUUCCUGGUGCCACGACAUCGGAGAGGAUCGAGGAGAAUAUGAAGCCGGCGAAGCUCAACGACGAGGACAUGAAGGCGCUGGACGAGAUGCUGAAGAAGUUCCCGCCGAUUGGAGGAAGGUACCACGAAUCGCAGUCGGCAUUGCUGUUCGCAUAG